UUCACAAAUGGCGCCCAAGAAAGCAGCUCCUGCGCCCGUGGAGCCCGUGAAGAGCACUGGGAAGUUCUACUAUCCUGGCGGCGGGACUUAUGAAGGAGAUUGGAUCUUGCAGCCGCCGCUGCCUCCAGUGCCUGGCGCGCCGCCCCCGGCCGAUCCAGCCGCCGCAGAUAAACCCAAGCGACUUCGCGAUGGGAAAGGCCACUACAUCGAUGGCAAUUACUCCUACGAGGGAGAAUGGAAGAACGAUUUGAUGCACGGCCCAGGAUCAUUCAAGUAUGCUAGCGGUGCCUCGUACGAAGGGACCUGGGAGAAUGGCAAGUAUCACGGCAAUGGAACUUUCAAGUGGCCAGAUGGAAGAUCCUACGCUGGUGAAUGGCGAGAAAACCGGAUGCACGGGAUCGGAUCUUACGUUGACAACGAAGGCCACACUUGGACUGGCCAGUUUUUCAAUGGAGCUGGACCGGGGCUCAAUUGCGAGCUCACUUGAUCGUCAUGUUGGCUGCUCUUCCUGUCAAUUGAGAUUCGUUUUACAAUCGUGA
Messenger RNA from Selaginella moellendorffii, 539 nucleotides. RefSeq names its product MORN repeat-containing protein 2. The record is from RefSeq and is a predicted model, not a curated record. Bases 8 to 487 code for a protein of 159 amino acids. The transcript has 6 exons. NCBI's taxonomy places the organism in Eukaryota, Viridiplantae, Streptophyta, Lycopodiopsida, Selaginellales, Selaginellaceae.